Molecule: messenger RNA, 8518 nt
Organism: Felis catus (domestic cat)
Lineage: Eukaryota; Metazoa; Chordata; Mammalia; Carnivora; Felidae
Gene: MIDEAS
Product: mitotic deacetylase associated SANT domain protein
Exons: 13
Coding region: 1722-5060 (1112 amino acids)
Biological process (GO): negative regulation of DNA-templated transcription; regulation of transcription by RNA polymerase II
Cellular component (GO): histone deacetylase complex; transcription regulator complex
Molecular function (GO): transcription corepressor activity
Source: RefSeq, a predicted model, not a curated record
AGGCCCUUGCCCUGCAGGCUCAGAGAGGGUGUGAGAAUCCCAUUCUGCUGCCUCUCCCCUUCUCCCUGAGACAGCAAGAGAUGCACUUGCUUCUGAGGACUGGUCACAGGGAGAAGCAGCAGCCAGGAAAGAGUGUAUUCUUCAGUGUUUUUUCCUUCAAGGGCAGACUUCCUUCCGACCCAUUUCUUUGGGAAACACAAAACCCCAAAACAAAUGGAAAGAAUCUCCCUUGGACUUUCUCCUGGCCCUGGAGCUUCAGUUGAAUGUGGGGGCCGACAAGAAUCUCCAGAGCAGCAGAAAUGUUUCUCAUCGUCCCACCAGCCAGGGGGCCUGGGCGGUUAGCUGGGAAGGCAGGGGAAAUGUGGGCAGGCAGUGAAAAGCUGCCCCAACUGUGCCCUCAGUCGCCAGAGUUAAACCCAGGAGCUCUGCAUUACCUAAGCAAGUGGCUCUUUUAUAGGGGCUGGGGCCAGUUUCUCAAUAACCUUUGUACCACCAGGAUCCUGGUGAGCUAAAAGCAAAACUUGGGGAAACUUAAUGAAGUGGCCUGGGAGAGGGCUGGGCAUGAUUUACCGUAUCCCAAGCCAGAGUUUUCUUUGUGGAAGAAAGCGACUUGUGUCCUCCCCUAACAUCACAUACACACUUUCCUGGCAGGCCCGAUGGGUUUCCAAGCAUUUCGUCACCGUCUCCUUCUGACCUUGGUGUGAAAGGAACGAGCCGCGUGGCCUGUUGGUUCCAGCAAAGCCAUCGGGGGCGCCGGCCUGGGCUGAGGGAGGAGGGCGACCCACUCGGGAGUGGAGGUGAGGUCUGCUGGAAAUCCCCAGCCCGGACAGCCGCCCGAGGUUUGAAGACGCCUUCUCCGGCCUUAUUUGGUCGCAGGAAGUAGGCGGCGCUAGGCCUGCUGGCUGCGAGGCCGACCCGAGACAGUUGUGCUGAUGAAGUGGUGGAGCUGGUUCCUGCUCGCCGCCGUGCCGCGCGCGCCGGCCGGCCGCUGGGCGCUCCGCGCUCCCAGCCCGGAGUUGUGCAAUCCUUUGUAGCACGCCAGAGAGUCCUCCUCCUUCGCUGUUGCCUCUCGCCCUCUCUCUCUCUCUCUUUUUUUUUUUUUUUCAAGCUGUGAGCUCAACCGAUGAGUCAGAGCAGUGCAAUCCUGACACUGCAUCGCAGGACUGGGGGUGACACGGAGGGAGGGAGAGCGAUCGCGAGGCAGACACCGCGGGCGCGGGGUGCGCCGAGGCUCCUGCGCCGUGAGCGAGGGGUGACAGCCCGCGCGUCCCGCCCGGGCCCUGCCAGCAAACUUCCCAGCCUUGGGAGGCGCGGGCUGGCGGAAGCCCUGCGAGCGCCGCGGGGAGGCGACGGCGCCUGUUUGUUUUUAAAAUCCGGGAGUGCGUGCAGGCGGCUGGAGCCUGGGAGGCGACCGAAGGCGGCGGCCCGCGGCGGAAAGGGGACAGCCGAUGCUGGAGCCCGGGCAGGAGCCGGGCUCCAGGGUCCUGUGGAACAUCAUGAACUGGGAAGAGUAGAGGAGCCCAAGAGCCAUCCUACAAAGAGCAAGGAAGAGCCAACAGUUCUUUCGCCCUGUGCCUGACCUCACCCCCCAGCACUUUCCCCUCCCCCUGUUCUGCCCCCACUGGCUCCUGGACUAGAGCUGGGCUUCCAGCAGAACAUCCCCACAGGGGAUGGGCAGCUGGUGAAGUAGGGCUCACUGCCGGGGCCCAGUUGGCCACACCAUGAACCUCCAGGCCCAGCCCAAGGCUCAGAACAAACGGAAGCGUUGCCUCUUUGGGGACCAGGAGCCAGCUCCCAAGGAGCAGCCCCCACCCCUGCAGGCCCCACAGCAGCCCCCAGCCCCUCCACAGUCCACCAGAGUGAAGGAGGAGCCUUACUUUGGGCACGAGGGUCCGGCAGGGGCCGCUCCUGUCUCCCAGCCUGUGGAGCUACCCCCUCCGAACAGCCUGGCCCUGCUGAAUUCUGUGGUGUAUGGUUCCGAGCGGACCACGGCGGCCAUGUUGUCCCAGCAGGUGGGCUCGGUCAAAUGGCCCAACUCUGUGAUGGCUCCAGGGCGGGGCCCUGAGCGUGGAGGCGGUGGGGGUGUCAGUGACAGUGGCUGGCAGCAGCAGCCAGGCCAGCCUCCACCCCACUCGACAUGGAACCGCCACAGCCUGCCCCUCUACAGCGGACCCAAGGGGAGCCCUCAUCCUGGCAUGGGGGUCUCUACCUACUACAACCACCCCGAGGCACUGAAGCGGGAGAAAGGAGGCGGACCGCAGCUGGACCGCUACGGAAAUGCCGUGCGGCCGAUGAUGCCACAGAAGGUGCAGCUGGAGGUAGGGCGGCCCCAGACGCCCCUGAACUCUUUCCAUGUGGCCAAGAAGCCCCCAAACCAGACACUGCCCCUGCAACCUUUCCAGCUGGCGUUCGGCCACCAGGUGAACCGGCAGGUCUUCCGGCAGGGCCCACCGCCCCCCAACCCCGUUGCGGCUUUUCCACCGCAGAAGCAGCCGCAGCAGCAGCAGCCGCAACAGCAGCAGCAGCAACAGGCCGCCCUUCCCCAGAUGCAGCUCUUUGAGAACUUCUAUCCCAUGCAGCAGCCACCCUCUCAGCAGCCCCAGGACUUUGGCCUGCAGCCGGCCGGACCCCUGGGGCAAUCCCACCUGGCUCACCACAGCAUGGCGCCCUACCCCUUCCCCCCCAACCCUGAUAUGAACCCAGAACUGCGCAAGGCCCUCCUGCAGGAGUCAGCCCCACAGCCUGUGCUACCUCAGUCCCAGAUCGCCUUCCCCCGCCGCUCCCGCCGCCUCUCGAAGGAGGGUGUCCUGCCUUCUGCCCCUCUGGAUGUGGCUGGCACCCAGCCUGGACAGGAGCCCACCAGCAACCUAUUCCUACAUCACUGGCCCCCACAGCAGCCACCACCCGGGCCCUUGGGGCACCCCCAUUCUGAAGCUCUGGGAUUCCCGCUGGAGCUGAGGGAGUCUCAGUUGCUGUCUGAUGGGGAGAGACUGGCACCCAACGGUCGGGAGCGGGAGGCUCCCACGAUGGGCAACGAGGAGGGCAUGCGGGCAGUGGGCACAGGGGACUGUGGGCAGGUGCUACGGGGUGGGGUGAUCCAGAGCACUCGACGGAGGCGCCGGGCAUCCCAGGAGGCCAACUUGCUGACCCUGGCCCAGAAGGCAGUGGAGCUGGCCUCACUGCAGAACGCAAAGGAUGCCAAUGGCUCUGAGGAGAAGCGGAAAAGUGUGCUGGCUUCAACCACCAAGUGUGGGGUGGAGUUUUCUGAGCCUUCCUUAGCUGCCAAGCGAGCACGAGAGGACAGCGGGAUGGUACCCCUCAUCAUCCCAGUGUCUGUGCCUGUGCGGACUGUGGACCCAACUGAGGCAGCCCAAGCUGGAGGUGUUGAUGAGGAUGGAAAGGGUCCUGAACAGAACCCUGCUGAACACAAGCCGUCAGUCAUUGUCACCCGCAGGCGGUCCACCCGUAUUCCUGGGGCUGAUGCUCCAGCUCAGACUGAUGACAUGAAUGUCAAGUUGGAAGGGGAACCUUCAGUGCGGAAACCAAAGCAGCGGCCACGGCCUGAGCCCCUGAUCAUCCCUACCAAGGCGGGCACUUUCAUUGCCCCUCCCGUCUACUCCAACAUCACCCCAUACCAGAGCCACCUGCGCUCUCCUGUCCGCCUAGCUGACCACCCCUCUGAGCGGAGUUUUGAGCUACCCCCCUACACCCCUCCCCCAAUCCUCAGUCCUGUGCGGGAAGGCUCCGGCCUCUAUUUCAAUGCCAUCAUGUCAACCAGCAGCAUCCCAGCCCCUCCUCCCAUCACGCCAAAGAGUGCCCAUCGCACCCUGCUCCGGUCUAAUAGCGCUGAAGUCACCCCACCUGUCCUCUCUGUGAUGGGGGAGGCCACCCCAGUGAGCAUCGAGCCACGGAUCAACGUGGGCUCCCGGUUCCAAGCGGAAAUCCCCUCCUUAAGGGAUCGUGCUCUGGCAGCUGCAGACCCCCACAAGGCCGACUUGGUGUGGCAGCCGUGGGAGGACCUAGAGAGCAGCCGGGAGAAGCAGAGGCAAGUGGAAGACCUGUUGACAGCCGCCUGCUCCAGUAUUUUCCCUGGAGCUGGCACCAACCAGGAGCUGGCCCUGCACUGUCUGCAUGAGUCCAGGGGAGACAUCCUGGAAACGCUGAAUAAGCUGCUACUGAAGAAGCCCCUGCGGCCCCAUAACCACCCACUGGCAACUUAUCACUACACAGGUUCUGACCAGUGGAAGAUGGCUGAGAGGAAGCUGUUCAACAAGGGCAUUGCCAUCUAUAAGAAGGAUUUCUUCCUGGUGCAGCAGCUGAUCCAGACCAAGACCGUGGCCCAAUGCGUGGAAUUCUACUACACCUACAAGAAGCAGGUGAAAAUUGGUCGCAACGGGACGCUAACCUUCGGGGAUGUGGAUACAAGUGACGAGAAGUCGGCCCAGGAAGAGGUUGAAGUGGAUAUUAAGACUUCCCAGAAGUUCCCAAGGAUGCCUCUUCCCAGAAGAGAGUCUCCAAGUGAAGAGAGGCUGGAGCCCAAGAGAGAAGCGAAGGAGCCCAGGAAGGAGGGGGAGGAGGAAGUGCCAGAGAUCCAGGAGAAGGGAGAGCAGGAAGAGGGGCGAGAGCGAAGCCGGAGGGCAGCGGCUGUCAAAGCCACACAGACACUACAGGCCAAUGAGUCGGCCAAUGACAUCCUCAUCCUCCGAAGCCAUGAGUCUAACGCCCCUGGCUCUGCUGGUGGCCAAGCCUCAGAGAAGCCAAGAGAGGGGGCAGGGAAGUCACGGAGGGCACUACCUUUCUCGGAGAAGAAGAAAAAACCGGAGACAUUUAACAAGACCCAGAAUCAGGAGAACACUUUCCCUUGUAAAAAGUGUGGCAGGGUGUUUUACAAGGUGAAGAGCCGCAGCGCCCACAUGAAGAGCCACGCAGAACAGGAGAAGAAGGCUGCCGCCCUGAGGCAGAAGGAGAAGGAGGCCGCCGCCGCCGCGGCAACCGCAGCCGCCGCCUCUCCGCACCAGCCCGCGCUGCGCGAGGAGAGCGGCGCGGGUGAGAGGGGCUGACGCCGCCGGGGCUCAGGGGCCCGCCCCUCGCCCUGGACCCCCGGCCCUCCCUGCACCAGCCUGCCCAAGCUCCUGCGAGCACCCUGGAACCUCCAGAGGGAGAGAGGAGAGAUCACGUGGACUUUUCUCUGAAGAACAAGACAAUAAAAUAAACGGCUCUUUUAUUUAUAAAGGCCCCAGGAGCAGUCGUCUAGGCUGCAGGAUCCAGUUCUCUUUGCAUUCUGUCUGUCGGAAGUAGUCCUUGCGCGUUCCUCCAACUGCACUGCGAAGGCCCCUGCUGGCUGGGGCUGCCCCUCCGGACACGGGCUCCAGCGCCGCCACUGCUGCCUCCCACGCUGGGACCGCUGCUGCCGCGCAGCCUCUUCCGGUCCUCCUGGUUCCCCCUGCUCCCCCUCGGUCACCAUGGAGAGCCAAGCAAGCACAAGCUCACCCUCCUUGCAGCAUUAUUCCCCGCCCCCCCCCCCCCAGAGGACCUCAAAGGCUGCACAGGCCCUGCCCCAAGCCCCGAAAAGAGGAACUCCCCUGGAGGGAUUGUGGUGGCCGUCUCCGAGAAGGAGCUCAGCCUGGUACCUGUGCUGUCCCCUACACGACAAUGUCCAGGCCUAAGCUGCUCCGGUGACCCUGUCCUCAGGCCACCACCUAUGGGAGGAAAGCUACCAGAAUGCCUAUAGGGCAGAGGACAGGUACCUGUCCCUUUGCUGCUUGCUAGCGGCCUGCUAGGGCUCUGAAGUUUUCUCAGAUAUUUGGGGAAGGGGCCAGUGUUGGGUCUCAAGCUCUCAGUCUGUUGGAAGGAAGGGAACUGUGCAGAGGGUGGAAGUUGUAGGGUUGGGCUGGAGAGAACUUUUGAUAAGCCCUGGCUCUUCCUGCUUCCCACCUUUUUGCCAAACACUUUUGGUCCCCGAAGGCUGCUAAGGGGGCUUAUCCUGGGCCCAGCCUGUUCCCUCUUGCCGCAGGUUCCUUGCCUGCGUAUGUCCUGCCCUUGGCAGCUGCUUCCUCACCCCAUCCCACCUGGUCUAGCGUGGAUAUCCACUGCCCAGCCCCCGGUCCUACAUGCUGGAGAUUUCUGGAUCCUUCCCUGGGAGGGGGAGGUCUCCUAACCAGAUUGGACAGGAGCCUUCAUUCCUCGACUUGUGUCAUUUGGGAGCUAUUUAUUUAUUCUUAAUAUUUAAUUUUUAACAUCCUCUCAGGGACCAGGGGCCUCUUGCUUUCCAGAGGCCCAAGUGCAUUUAUCCCAAAAUAAGGCACCUUCUUGGCAUCCGCCCCCCCCCCCCCCCCAUUCCUAAGACCCUAAGGUCCCUCACCUCAUUGCUCUGGAAGCUGUUGCCAGUAGGAGUGAUUAGUAGCACUGAAAGAGGGUGGAAAGGUGGAAGGUGUCACCAAAGCCACACAAAGACCAGCAGGAGCAAGGGAGAUCAAAGGCAGUUCUUAUUGCUACCUCUUCUCUGGCUGUAUUUUCAGAUUGCCUGAGGGGAUUGACUGGAAGCCAGAAUUCUAGUUCUGUUUCUAGUUUGAAGAAGCCAUAUUUGGCAUGGAGUCACUGAAGUGAAGUGCUAGAAGGUUCCAGAGGCCUCCCUUGCCAGUCCCAUAGAGGGCUGAGUUAUUUUUCUGAUCUUGCUACUCAAGUUUAGUUGUGUUAGAAGUUCUAAGUGAAUGCAAGUAUGUUGCAAGAAUGCAGGUCAGCAUGUUAGAAGGAGCCAAAAAUUCUACUACUCUCCUUACAAGAUAGCCUAAAGGCGCCAUGUUGGUAGCUAAGAGUGGGGAGGGAGUUUUGUUUCUAAACUAUGCACUAACUGGUGUUUUUCAGCAUUGAUUUAUGCAUUAAUAUGGUUCUUCAAGACCCCAGAUAUGGGAGCAACAUCUUUCUCCCCGCCAGACUCCAGGACCGCUACAUAGAUCUUCAACUUCCCAGUUAGUUUCCUCCAAAGGCUUCUACAAACUCAAUGUCCCAAGAUCGCAGAAAUCUGGUAUACCCUCCAGAAAUAGAAGGGUAGCAAAUUUAGGCUGUCUGCUAAAUCACUUAUGUAAUAAGAGUGCCUUCGCAGCUUUGCCCCAAAGUGCUACUUAUGUUUCCCAAGGUUUUUUCUAUUUAAAUAUAAUUUAGUUUCAGGCCCCUCUGUGGACACAUGGUAACAGGAACCUCCUUCGUUUAGAGUGAUUCUCCUCUUCUAAGCUCAUAGAAAUCAGACUAGGUGAAAUGUUGGUGGAGAAAAUCAAGGUGGUACCUCUGUAUUAAUUCCACCAGACCCUGUAUUUUAGAAGCGUUCAUGCUCCAGGAUGGAUUUAUAUCUAGAAUAUAAGGUGAAAGUUAAAAUGUUUAGAGGGCAGAUGCAAUUGUUCCAAGUGACCUGCCAAUAAAGUAGGUGCAGCCAUAGGAGCUGGGAUAGGUAUAUCCUUUAUGGUGCUUUCUCCCUGUGAACACAUUAGGCUCGUCUUGUUUUUCUUUUUUCUUCUGUUCAGAGCUGUUUAAGAAGUUAAAUGACAAACACCUCCAGCUUUAUUAUGCCCUCCCCACACCAUUUCACAUAUCCAUCUUCCAGUCUCCAUCUACACUUCGCUAAGGGCAUGAAAUUAACCUAGUGCCUGUGUUCCAGACCGUUUCUGAGGUCUCUUACCCACCCACGGAGUCUGUGCUUCAGAGCACUGGCCUCCAUGCCUUCAGCAGCCCCCCUCACAGCUAAGGUACACCCUCAUCCCUUCUGCCUCCCCACCUCCACCCCUGGCACAGAGGUCGUGUGCUGCUUAUGUCUAAAAGAAAUCCCCUAUAUUUAACUGCCUCAGUGACCUAACCUCUUUCUUCUCAUGUGCCAGAUGUUAAGAUGAAGGAGGAAUACAACACAUACUCAAGCCUCAGCUGUUUAAAUAUAUUUUCUCUGGGGCUCUCUUUUUUCGAGCGGUAUUUAUUACCAGACUAGCAAGCCUAACUCCUUAGGUUUACAGGAAGUAUGCAUAUUUUUAUAAAACAAUUGUAUGUCCUCCCCCUAUUUUGCUGUGUUAAUAUUUGCCUCUAACAGUUUGCAGCUGUUUCACCUUUUCCUUGUUUGUCUCUAAGUUGAAGGCCUUGUUUGGAGGGGACAGCACAGGAACAGCCUUGACAGUCUGUAAUUAUUGUACAGAUAUUUUAAUAGCAUAUAAAUAAGUAUAUUCCUUUUAUUUUGGGGAAAAAACAUCAGACACUGCCUUUUGUGUGUUUGCUGCCUGUGGCACCCUUUUUUAAAGACUGUUACAUAUUAAAAUAGUGUGUAUAUAUAUAUAUAUAUAUAUAUAUUACCUCUUUUGCUGUACAGUUGUGAUAGACCAGACUGAAGAUUUUAUUUUUUGUGUGCUUUUUAUAAAAAAAAAAAAUAACACACUAAAGUAAAUCUUGCGGAUGUGAUUGUAAUGUACCUAUGUAACUUAUUUACUUUUGAAUGUUCUUCUGUAUCUUUAAACCUUUUAUUAAAUAAGGUUUUAAAAAUUCA